Molecule: messenger RNA, 2430 nt
Organism: Danio aesculapii
Lineage: Eukaryota; Metazoa; Chordata; Actinopteri; Cypriniformes; Danionidae
Product: macrophage mannose receptor 1-like
Exons: 4
Coding region: 85-1167 (360 amino acids)
Source: RefSeq, a predicted model, not a curated record
AAUUGGAAAUCUUUUGGAAAACUAGCCUCGUUCAAAUGGGGGUAAAGAUUAAUUUAAUGUUUUGAAUGUGUUUUUUCCUCAGAAAUGGCCCAGAAACUACAUUUCUCUUUUCUCCUCAUUGUUUUCUGCUCUGUAUCUGAAUGUGUUCAGCGUCAGUAUCACUUUAUAAAUGAGAACAAGACAUGGACUGAAGCUCAGAGUUACUGCAGAGAGAAAUACACAGAUCUGGCCACCGUUGACAACAUGAACGACAUGAUCCAGCUGAUGAAGAGUGUGAAUGAUGUACGUCUCUGGAUUGGUCUGCAGAGGAGAUGGCAGUGGUCUUCUGGUGAUCCUAUGCUCUUUUUGAACUGGGGAAAUAAACAACCAGACGGCAAAGAUGAGUGUGCUUUUAUGAGAAAUGGAGAGUGGCAUGAUUGGCCAUGCAACGAUGUCUGUUUUUUUGUCUGCUACAACAUGAGCAGAGGACUGGUGUUUGUCAAUGAGAGGAAGAACUGGAGAGAUGCUCAGAGAUACUGCAGACAGAAUCACACUGAUCUGGUCGGUGUGAGGAACCAGAAUGAGAAUCAACAGCUGGAGAAGUUCAUUAAUGACACGAACUCAUCUGGAUCUGAUGUCUGGAUAGGUCUGUUCAGAAACUCAUGGCAGUGGUCAGAUCAGAGUAACUACUCAUUCAGUUACUGGAAUACUGGUGAACCAAAUAAUUAUAGAGAUCAUGAAAACUGUACAGCAGUUGAAAAGAAUGCCCAGGGACGAUGGAUAGACAUUUCUUGUGACCACCAGUUUCCUUUUGUGUGUCAUGAAGAUCAACUGAUUGUGAUCCAGCAGAAUCUGUCGUGGUCUGAAGCUCUGAGAUACUGCAGACAGAAUCAUGUGGAUCUGGUCUCGGUUCAGUCAGUGGAGAUGCAGUAUGAGGUGAUGAACGUGGUUAAACUGGCGUCUACUGAGGCGGUGUGGUUGGGUUUACGUCACUCCUGUGCUUUGGGCAUCUGGUUCUGGGUGAGUGGAGAGACCGUGUGCUAUCAGAACUGGGCUCCAGGGAACGGCACAUCAGAGGAGGACUGUGAGCCCACAGUGAGAUCUGGAGCAGUUCAGUCUAGAGGACAUCAGACCUGGAUCAGCCGUCCUGAAACAGACAGACUCAACUUUAUCUGCAGCAAAAAUUAGUGAAUGGAAACACACAUCUGUCAUGCAAGAUCAUUGUGUGAUCCCUUCCUUUGAUUCACUUUUAUUUUUAUUAUUAUUCUUAAAGCACAGCUGUCAUAUAAAAUAACAAAUCUGUGAUAACUUCUUUCACAUUUAUCUUGAUUCUUUAGAAUCUUCAAUAUCUGUAAGAUGAAUCAGUGAGGUUUUCUGGUUAUUUUGCUUUAUUUUACAAGCCCUGCUGGUCAGUUAAUAAGUUAAUGUUUGUUUUGUACAUGUACCUUCUUAGUAACACAUAAUUUGCAUGGUGACUUAAUCAACAGAUGUCCUGUUAUAGUUCAGUGAUUCACUGAGAGACUCUGCGCUCGCUGCCUGUAACGUUAACUUACAUUAUGCUAGCUCUCUAUCCUCGGCCCGUUCUUAAUUUUGAUUCAGUAAAAUGUCCAAGAAACACAGCGAAAAUGGACCUCAUUAAGCCUCAACCUUUAUUACAGCUCAUGACGGACAUUUCUCAAAGAGGGAAUAACAGAAAUCUUACCUGAGACAUUGUGUGUGAGCUCGAACGUCCAGCAAGCGCGCCGUUGUAAUCGAUGACUCUCGCUUGUUUAUUAAUGCCUGUGACAGCGGUGACGUAAUUUUGACAGUGAAGUAUCGCUGUUUGAUUCGUACUCGUAAUCAGGACUUCGUGUCCGUGGUGAAACUGUAUUUCGUGUUUGUAAAGUACACCCAUGGUAAAUUUAUCAGUCAUAUACAAACAGACAAAGAAAAUGUCGUAUCUGUGUCUGUUCUAAUCGCAGAUUUUGGAAUUGUAGCCUCGUAAAAUUACGAGUAUGCUUCGUUUUUCUUUACGAUUUUAUAAUUACGGAUGCGUGAAUUUUAUUUACACACGAAAUAUUAAUGACAGUGAUUUUAUUCCAUACUCUCCAUAAAACGUUCGCUAACAUGCUUCCGCAUAGAAAACUUCUCUACCAAAACUAUAUACAGUACAUUAUAGUUAUGAAAAGAAAAUAUAAACAAAAGUAAUUUUAAAAAGUAAAGUUUUGAUGAAGCUCACUAAUACUUUGCAUUUGUAUAUUUUAUACUUAUUAGCCCAGCUACACAUGUAAAAAAUUAGAUCCAUUCUAGUGAAGAAAAAUUUCAACAGAAAUAUAAUUGCAGAGUACACAAUAAUGAAGAAUAUCUAAAGUGUAAUAUGUAGAUGUGUGUGUUCUUACCUCAGAGCUGGUGUGUUUCUGUCCUCAGUCUGAUGUUUCUGUCUGCAGUUUCAGACUGUGUGAUUAUUCUAGA